UGCCAGCGUGGAACGUCGCUCGGCAGGUUCAGGAAGUAAACUGUCCGGUUCCAUCAUAAGCAGGAGCUGCUAAUAUGUGUUAACUUAAUAGUUUUUAGUUCGGUAAUUUCACAGGAUUAGCAGAGACCAUCUGGAAAGACACCCGGUCCUCCCUCUUUAGGAGUAUUUCCGCGCCCCUUCCACGGACCGCAGACCUCCGUCAAGCUGUCAGCUGCUGGAGUGAGCACACACACACAUCCUGGAUGAUGGUUGAUGUCACGCUGGCUCAAGUGGGAAAAAAUCUGAGUGAAGCCAUGAGGAUCCUGGGAGAUGGACAAGGGGAGCUGGAUGCAGGACCAGAGAGGCUGCGUUUCAGCAGGGCCAGCAUCCCUGGACCCCUGCAGGGAGAUGGUCAGGAUGUCACCACUAUACUGCACCUAGUUCACAGUCUCAUUCAUGAGGAGGAAGAGGAAGAAGAGGACAAGCCGAGUCAACACAGGAUGCAGAAUGUGGGUGAACAAGGUCACAUGGCGUUGCUGGGCCACAGCCUGGCAGCUUACAUCUCGGUGUUGGACAGGGAGCGACUCCGGAAGCUGACCACUCGGAUCUUGUCGGACACCACACUGUGGCUCUGCAGGCUCUUCAGGUACGAGGCCGGUUCUGCCUGUUUCCACGAGGACGACAGGGACGGCCUGGUGAAAGUUUGUCGGCUGGUCAUCAAUGCUCGCUAUGAGGAAUACUCCACUGAAGGCUACACCGUCUUAAACUCCAAACAGCCAGUCAUCUACCAGAGUGCCUCCUGCAGGCCUGGUCUGGGACAACAUCUGUGCAGCCAGAUCGGCUUGCCUCUGUCCAGUUUGUGCACGGUGCCAUGCAACACCAUGUUUGGAUCCCAGCACCAGAUGGAUGUUGCCUUGUUGGACAAACUGAUCAAAGAAGAUGUGGAAGCUGGGAAGCUUCCUCUGCUGCUGAUUGCCAAUGCAGGUACCCCUGGGGCAGGCCAUACGGAUAAGCUGAGUCGUCUGAAGGAGCUGUGUGAUCAGUACAGCUUAUGGCUUCAUGUUGAAGGGGUUAACCUUGCAACGCUGGCUCUGGGGGAAGUCCCCUCUGCCAUCAUGGCAGCCACCAGAAGUGACAGUAUGACUCUGACUCCAGGUCAGUGGCUUGGCCUGCCAGCUGUAACUGCUGUCACCCUCUACAGACAUGAAGACCCGGCUCUGUCUCUGGCAGCAGGACUGACCUCCAGCCAGCCUAUGGAGAAGCUGAGAGCGCUGCCUCUCUGGCUGUCCCUACAGAACCUCGGUCACAAUGGCAUUGUUCAGAAGAUCAGACACGCCACAGCUCUAAGCCAGCAGCUCCUACAGCAGCUAAAACCUCUGGCCUCAAUCAAAACAUCGGGUGUCCUUGAGACAGAGAUAUCUCUCGUUGAGGCUUUGAAAAUGGUGGAAGAUGAACAAAACUCUCCUGUGGUUCUGUUCAAGUUUUCCCAAGAAAUGAGUGCUGGAUCAAGUGGGGGUUCGGUGGAGGGCUUCAGUGCUGUUGAGAAAGAGGUGCUCGAUACCUUCAACAGAUGGCUCGGUGAUCAGCUCGCUCAGCUGGUGCCCAGCAGUGGAGUAGAUGUGGUGGAGCUGGACGAUGAAGGAACUUGUGUUCGAUUCAGCCCCCUGUUGACUGCUGCAGUUCUGGGCACCCAGCAGGAGGAUGUUGAGGAUAUGGUGGAGAAGCUCACAGAGCUGGUACCCAUGAUGAUCUCCACAAUGAGUUUAAGACAAGACUUCAGAGAGGCGAUUCACCGCUGUUCACCGUUGCUCAGAUAUAUCGAGGAGCCCAGCUGGCCGGGUCUGGGAGCUGUCCGGUACGAGCUACAGGCUGAAGGAACAGACGAGAGCAGGGCGAAGCAGGAGUGGAAGAAAAUUAACGACGAGCUGCUGAAGAAACUACACGAGCUCGACACUGACAUCGUCUUCUCUACUGGCCCUGAGUUUGUGAUGGAGGAGAGCUGCAUCUUUGUUGGCAUGGUAACUGACGAUGUUGAUGUGUCAGAGCUGGUGGAAACAAUCGCUGCCAUGGGAAGGGACAUCGAAGAGAGUGGAAGGCUGUUGGAGAACAUGACGGAGGUGGUGAGGAAAGGCAUCAUGGAGGCGGAGCUGCAGCUGCAGAAGGCCACUGAGGAGAAACUCAUGGAGGAGGGGAUGCUGAGGCAGCUUCCUCUGGUGGGCUCGGUGUUGAACUGGUUUGCUCCGGUUCAGAGCAACAUAAGAGGAAGGACCUUCAACCUGGCAGCAGGUUCUUUGGAUUCUACAGAAACGACAUACUCCAGUAAGGCCCAAGCAGGCAUACCGUCCCUGCAAGACACCCCCCCCUCUUCCUCAAGACCGCCAGGUCAGAGGUUGUUCCGCCGCCCAGGAGCAAGGUCCGACUCCAUGAGCGAAACCAGCUCCAUGGGACAGGCCGAAGAGACGACCAGCAGCAUCCACCCCUCCUCCGCUCCACCUGCAGCGGAGACGGAGCAUUGCUCUGCCAGCGACGCCACACCGCAGGCCAGCCAGGAGACAGCGGAGCAGGUGGAGGCUGAGGACGCCUCCGACGAGAGGCCACCUGACGGCCAGGAGGUGGAGCAGAGUGAGAGAUAGGACAACUGGAGGUGUCCUCCACCCAUCUUGAAACAUGUCCUCCACCCAUCCUGACACAUGCUAUACAGAGAGGUGUGAAUAUAAGUUACCCCCCCCCCCCCAACACUGUGAAAUCAGUUCAGUGCUUUACUACUAAUUCAGUGAUGAAGAGUUUUAGGACACUAGUCUUCCUCGUUGUGAGUUUGAUGGACUGAUCAACCCCUCCAGAGACGUGAGCGUCUUUCUGCCACGUUCACGUGUUUCACACCGAGCAGUGAGUGAUGACGACCGGGUCCAGGUGCCUUCGUUAGGGCAGGUAUGGCUCUGCUUUCAGACGUUUGUGACGGUUUUUGGGUGGAUUUUUCCUUCAGUUCGGGCUCAGAGUGUCCGGCUGAACUGUGGAGCGACAGAGAUGUUAUACGUGGAAGUGAAUGGAGUUUAAUUAAACACCAUUUAUUUCCUGUUGAGCUCUAAAAUGAAAAUCAGACAGCUUAAUAAUAAAAGAUUUUACUGCUGCAAUAAAUAGUGUUAAUAUUUCUCACUCCCUCAAAUUAUUAGGAUUACUUCCUCAUAGACGUCUGUACAGAAGAAAAUAGAAUUUCUUUCUCCCAUCAUGUCUGCCACCCAAAAGUACAAUAAUAUUUUAUCUGUGGAAUUUACAGCAUGCCGUAAAGUAGGACUCAUUCUAAUGCCCUUGUAAUUUUUACGAGACCAGUUUGUGGAUUUGAUUUGUCUAAAUUUUUAUAACAUCUGGGAUAAAAACGUCAUUUUACAAGAAGUCAUGAAAACAAAGAGCUAAAUAAAAAUCUGCUGGUGAAGACAAAGUAAACGCUGGUCUGGUACUGCACACAGACUUCAAAUAAUUAGAAAAAUACGGCUCACAUGAAUGAAAUGAUAAAUACUUUAGUUAAUACGUUGAUUUCAUGGAUUUAUUGAUUAAUUGAAGACAUAAAAUAACCUGGCCAAACCGCUCCUCCUGCGUUUUCUCCAUUCAUCUUUAAACAGGUCACCUCAUGCUAAUGUCAUAAAACCACAUUAUUCUCACAAUACUUUGACCUUUUUCUCUGUUAUUGGAACUAGUGUCAUAGUGGCUGAAUUUUAUUUUACUUUAAAAUUAGAAAAUUAGAAAAUUGGAAGGUAGAGUAAACUCAUGCUGUAGCUUUGGGAGGCAGAACUUAAGAUUCAGAAGAAGAAAAAUUCCUUUUUAUGUUAAUGUCUUUUCAUUCAUGUCACACUGUGGAAAUAACCUUUACUGAAGAUACAAAGAAAUAGUGUUGAUGUGCGCGGUAGUGAUGCCGUCUUCAUCUUCACAUCCGUCCUUUUGGGCUCACAGCAGCGUUUCUGCAUCUACUACAUAAAAGCAGGAUGUGUCGGGUCGGUCCGUCCACAUGGAGCCGUUAACCAGCUCCUACAAAGAAGGAAAUACGACCUCUGCAGAAACCGCUCAGAGCUGCAGGAAUCAGACUGACAUCUGUAUCUGAUCACGUCUUUUUUAUUUCUUUCAAAAUGAAAACAGUUAAAUAAAAAUCCACCCGGUGCAGCUCACUGAGCGUGUCCCUUAAUUAAUGUUUAUUCCACCUUAACUGCUGUUGCUUUUAAAGAAUAAAUAUUAAGGACUCUAUUUAAUUAUUUAUUUGGUCUCCUUGUUUACAAAAGAAUGAAGUGAUUUUCUUUCAUAUAAAGUACUUUCACAUUUUCCCUUUUCUGUAAACUGAUGACCAGAUCAGGUCUCAGUCAGUUAUUCAGCCAAGACAAAAGAAAAAAUGAAAAUAAUCAACAUUAAUGUGCUUUUUUACUCGUAUUUACAGGACGAACUAGCAGAGGGUGGGGGUGUUUGAGUUCAUUUUAUUUAUUUUUUAUUAUUAUUUUCUGGGAGCUUUAUGAGCAUGUGCACUUUCUGAACUCUCCUUUCAACAACUCUUUUCCACGCGUGAUGCUCGGCAGUGUGGCUCCGACUCCGGAGCAGAUGCUCCCAGAGGAGCUGCGUUUUAGUCCUGGGUCAUUAUGACGAGAACCAAACUGGUCCCAGUCCUCACCGGUUAGUCACGUCAUCCAACCACGUUUUAGAAAAUCUACCAUGAAAUGAUGCGUAAAUUUCUGCCCAACGCGACGUUUAAAUUGUCUUCUAAUCAGAAUCUGCAGCACGGCUUUUGCUGCAGAUGGGUUAGGACCUUAAAUGCAUCACUGCCAGUGAUAUCAGUAUGAAUCUAUGAAGAUGAUGAUGAAGAUAAUCUCUGAUUUGAACCGUCUGAUCAGCAGCUCCUCAGCUGUAAAGCCUUAUUGAUGUUUCAUGUGCCAUGUGAAUGUAUGUCAUUAGUUUAGAUAAAAACAGUUUCUAAAUGAACUGUGAACGUGGUGCUUCGUUGUAGAUAUGAAACAGGAAGAAGAUAACUGGAAUGAAGGCUAGAAACUCAGAUGUAGCCAGAUCCUGCACGACUAACAUACUUGCUGUAAAGUUUUAAAAUGUUGAUUUAAUGCAAGACUUAAAAGAAUGAAGACUGCACCAGAGUUGCACUUGUUCUGUAAAUAAUUACUACAGUAGUGUGUUUAUUUCUUCUACGGUGUAAUGAAGGAGAACUUCCUUCAUGUUGUGAUUCUAACGCAAAUCUCAUGUAAAUCAAUGACUAAGAUGUUUGAUUUGAUAUGAUGCCGCUGCCUUAAUGUUUGAUGGUGUCCAAUCAGCAGAGUUCUUUCUUUGAGGUUUUUAACAGUUACUUUAAAGUUCAAAAAUACUUUUCUGUCUCUACAAGCUCAUUUCAGGUCACAUGUUUCUGUGGUUCAGGCUACUUCCACCUCUUUUUAAUUUUCAGUCUUCCUCCUUACACUGGGUAGCUGGUCAUUGAAUGCACCUGCAGUCUGUAUGGAGGCAUUUUACAGGUCAUCUUGUUUGUAAUGAUGCUGUGGUCCCGUCUGACAAACAGAGCAAUAAAUAAAGGUGGAGAAGCAAAA
Molecule: messenger RNA, 5540 nt
Organism: Melanotaenia boesemani (Boeseman's rainbowfish)
Lineage: Eukaryota; Metazoa; Chordata; Actinopteri; Atheriniformes; Melanotaeniidae
Gene: pdxdc1
Product: pyridoxal-dependent decarboxylase domain containing 1
Exons: 24
Coding region: 243-2612 (789 amino acids)
Biological process (GO): carboxylic acid metabolic process
Cellular component (GO): intracellular membrane-bounded organelle
Molecular function (GO): carbon-carbon lyase activity; pyridoxal phosphate binding
Source: RefSeq, a predicted model, not a curated record